Molecule: messenger RNA, 1395 nt
Organism: Plasmopara halstedii
Lineage: Eukaryota; Oomycota; Peronosporomycetes; Peronosporales; Peronosporaceae
Exons: 3
Coding region: 1-1395 (464 amino acids)
Source: RefSeq, a predicted model, not a curated record
AUGGAAAGCCAAUUGGAUGUUCUGGAGAUGUCGCAUGUCAAGAACUUCACCAUUGCUUUUUUGCUAACAGUCAUGACCGUGACUACCAUGAUAUUACUCUCUAUCAAAAUCGGAUUCCCUCUUCCAUUUACUGAACAAAUUGGAAACGUGGUGACUGCAGUCUACAUUCCGGUGCUUUUUGUCCUUGUGUUGGGCAAAGCACCAUUCGCGAAUAAUUCCAAUUGUCGGCCAUACUUUGUGCGAUUCCGACGAUGCCAGCACGCGUAUAUGGCUCUCGCUAUCAUAUACCCUUACUACAAAGCGCUUUACGAUUUGAUACCUUUACAGUAUCGUAAAUUUACAAUACUCAUGCUGCCGAUAUGGAAGUUUGGGGCUAAAUAUGUCGUGAUAGGUGCCACACGUGAAUUAGAGGAUUUCAUGCCGCAACUUUUAAGUUUUACUGUGGAUUUGUAUAGUUCGCUUUUAAUGUCUGUUUGCAUGUCAAGCGCUGGAUCUUUAUUUCUGUCUUCAUUAUUUAUUGUUGUCGAUGUGGGACAAACAAUACUAAAAUUUCACGAAUUACGAGCCAAUGCAUUUGUCGUAGUGCAGUUACUAAACCAACAACGUUUGUCUCAAGGCUUUUUGCAGUCCGAAUCAUCGACUGAAUCGCUGGAAUUACUUGCAAUGAUUCUUGUGGUGACGCGAGAUCCCUGCGCUAGUAAUAUAGUUUCAAUGCGUGGUGUGCGAUUGCAUGCAUGUCUUCCCCAUCCGCUUCCAGAAGAACGACUCAAGCAACUACAAAUUCUCGAGGCAUCAGGGUUAUAUUGUAAGAAUGACACAAACAACCCGCGAUCGGCUCGCCAAUGUAAUUUCAUCUCUCGUUGUUAUAAUCGCACUUUGGUCCAGCCGAUCGAACCAAAUCUCGUGAAUAUUUCAACGAGACAGUCUACACAAACAGUUGCUUAUCAUUCUGAAGUCUCUGAUGUGAAAGCAAAGAAUGGCAAACGAUCAAAAGAGCUUGUUUUGGAAGGACUCCAAUUGUUGUUCCAUUGUGAAUAUUUGGCACUAGUGGAAUACAUUGAAUGCAUUGUUCCUACCGUAUAUGUCACGUAUAUGUCAAUACUCGAGAUGCUUCCAAAUAUCGUUUAUUAUCCUGGUGGUGCUGGUAAAUGGGGCGUUUUUGCUAUACUGAACAUUGUGCUGUUUGCUAUGUUCGAAAUUGGGUCUUUCUUGUUUUUAAAUCACUUUAUACAGCGCAAAUUUAAGGUAUCUCCUAUGUAUCAGGUCGCAUUCGUAUUUGAAACGCAGAUGUAUCAGGUCCAAUCAAUGUUAUAUAUAUCGCUGGUUCUCUUACUAUCGUACGAGCUUGCUCAUCAGGGUGUUGACUUCACUUUUCAAUUUAAUUGGAUCCGAUAA